UUCAGGAAAUAUCUAACAUUUUCUUCUCCUUCCUCCCUAGCUAGCUAGUUCCUUAAUAUAUUUCUUAUACUAGCUAGCUAGAUCACCAUCCUAUAAAUAUAUUGUUCCAUUCGCCUAUUAUCAGACACACUCCAAAUUCAGUUAUUACCAUUUAAUUCACAUAGUAAUACCCACCCAGGCACCAAUUGAAGUGUACGUUAAUAUCAAGAAGGAAGAAAAUGGGGAACGAUUUGUUGGCUUUUGUAGUGAUGGUGAUUGUGCAAUUAGGGUUUGCUGGAAUGAUAAUAAUAACAAAGUUAGUGAUGGAUGGUGGUAUGAAUCCUUUCGUUCAAUCAGCAUAUAAGCCUAUUUUUGCCACCAUAUCCAUUGCUCCCUUCGCUUUCUUCUUGGAGAGGAAAACUAGACCCAAGUUGACACGCUCUAUUCUUUUCCACAUAUUUUUGUGUUCUAUUUUCGGGAUAACAGCAAACCAAUAUACAUAUUUCAUUGGAUUAAAUAAUUCAACUCCAACAGUUGCUUCCGCCAUUGAUAAUCUAAUCCCAGCUUUCACGUUUAUCAUAGCCGUACCCUUGGGGGUUGAAAAAUUGGGAUUGAGAAGCAUAGCAGGACAAGCCAAGUUUUGGGGAACAAUAGUAUGCGUUGGAGGGGCAAUGUUAUUGUCAUUAUAUCAUGGCAAAGUGGUUAUCGGUCAAUUAGGAUAUCACUGGAAAUAUGCAGAAUGUACAGGCAAAGAUGUCAAUGCAGCCCAUGGCAACUUCUUUUUAGGACCUUUUCUACUAAUAAUGGCCAGUCUCACUUAUGCCAUUUGGUUAAUCAUUCAGGGAAGGGUAAGCGAAAAGUAUGCAGCUCCGUAUACAUGCAUAACGUUGAUGUGCUUAAUGGCAAGUGUAGAGAGUGUCAUCAUUGGCAUUUGCGUCGUCCCUAAAGUUUCUGAAUGGGCUUUAAACCCAAUCAGAGCUAUCUCAGUUGUCUAUAAUGGAGUUGUGUGUACGUCAUUUGCAUAUUUCCUGAGCUCGUGGUGCAUUGAAAAAAAAGGUCCUUUAUAUGUGGCGAUGUUCAAUCCUUUGUUGUUAGUUAUUUCUGCAUUUCUCAGUUGGACUUUGCUUCGUGAGAAGUUAUACCUUGGCGUAGUUGUAGGGUCAAUUAUAGUAGUGGCUGGGCUUUACCUUUUUUUGUGGGGCAAAAAGAUGGAGACAAUUGAAGAGGAUAUUGAGGUAGAAGUAACUAAAGAGAAGAACCAGUCCAGUACAUCAGUUGAUUUGGAAUUGCAAUUACCUAACGCUAAUUGUCAUCAUAUAGAGUCGAAGCAGAUACCAUCAGAAGCCAAAGCUGAACUAUGAUGGGCCAAAAAUGAAUUGGAGUGCUGUUUGUAAUAUAUAUGAAAUUAAUCUCUUGGUAUUUGUGCGUAACGUUAUUUGUUUGGCAAUAUAUAAAAACCAUUUACCGUUCAGAUCA
Messenger RNA from Lycium ferocissimum, 1455 nucleotides. Its product is annotated as WAT1-related protein At1g09380-like. The transcript is spliced from 7 exons. Bases 219 to 1340 code for a protein of 373 amino acids. The record is from RefSeq and is a predicted model, not a curated record. Lineage: Eukaryota; Viridiplantae; Streptophyta; Magnoliopsida; Solanales; Solanaceae. Gene Ontology annotation, cellular component: plasma membrane. Gene Ontology annotation, molecular function: transmembrane transporter activity.